CCUCUAUGCUGUCAACGCAAGCAUAUCGCUCCUUAGGUAUAUAGGGAACGUAUAGGCAUUGAGGGAUCACAACAUACUCGGCUUCAGCAUGACACAAAAGUUUAGUCUCGUGAUUGUGGCAGGCGUGGUCGCCCUUGCAACUUGCGAUGUUGCUCCUCUGCAUCUUCCGAAACCUCUGAUUCAUCCUCCUCCAGGACUUGUACACCAUGGUCAUCCUUUACACCAUGCCUCCCCCUUGCCCCACAUUGCCCCUGCACAUCACGCAGUCCCUCUGCACCCCGACCACAAACGUCCACCUGCCUAUCCUCUUUCCUCUCCUGUCUACAACUUCGACCACGUCGUCCGCGAUGACUCCGCCGGCACCCACUUCGGCCACUCGGAGGCUCGCGACGGCUACAAGACGGAGGGCAAGUACUUCGUGCACCUCCCCGACGGCCGCGUCCAGACCGUCAGUUACCAUUCGGACGAGAACGGCUUUCAUCCCACAGUCACCUACGAAGGAUUAGCUCACCACGACUCACCCGUUCCGCUUCAUGACACCCCUACGCCAGCCUAUCAUAUCACCCCUACGCCAGGCUACCAUACACCUACGCCAGGAUACCACACUCCUAUACCAGCUUACCAUACCACCCCUACGCCAGGCUACCACACCCCUACGCCAGGCUACCACACCCCUACGCCAGGCUACCACACUCCUACCCCAGCUUACCAUACCACUCCUACGCCAGGCUACCACACUCCUACGCCAGGCUACCACACCCCUACGCCAGGCUACCACACUCCUACCCCAGCUUACCAUACCACUCCUACGCCAGGCUACCACACUCCUACGCCAGGCUACCACACUCCUACGCCAGGAUACCACACCCCUACGCUAGGAUACCACACCCCUACGCCAGGAUAUCACACCCCUACCCCAGCCUACCAUCCCACCCCUACGCCUGGCUACCACACCCCUACGCCAGGCUACCACCCUCCUACCCCAGCCUACCAUACCACUCCUAUACCAGGCUACCACACCCCUACGCCAGGCUACCACGGACCCGAACCAGCAUAUCAAGCUCCCAGACCAGGAUACCACGUUCCUACACCAGGCUACUACACCCCUGCCCCAGAGUACCUUAUUCCUAGGUCUUACUACGGUAAAUCCACGCCGAAAUACGGAACCCUGAAGCCAAUUCUCCACCUCGCACCCGUGGACCAUAUUCCUAGCCCUGUUUACUUCGAUCCGCUGCCUCUUCACCAUGACUAA
Messenger RNA from Penaeus chinensis, 1252 nucleotides. RefSeq names its product extensin-3-like. The record is from RefSeq and is a predicted model, not a curated record. NCBI's taxonomy places the organism in Eukaryota, Metazoa, Arthropoda, Malacostraca, Decapoda, Penaeidae. Gene Ontology annotation, cellular component: extracellular matrix. The coding region runs from base 89 to 1252 and encodes 387 amino acids. The transcript has 3 exons.